UAGCUCCCAGCUAGCAGUAAUCUUCACCCUUUAUGUAGGUCGGCAGUGUGGCAGGCGACUGCAGAACUGCCUUCGGAUCGUGGCAGCCUCAUUUCCCCGCUUUCACCAAAGACUAGUGCAGUGCCAUAGCCUAGAUAGGCAUAGGUCAAUGACUAGGUAGGUGCUGACAGUCCUGAUAGAUACGGACCACUACUGUAGUGUGCUGCUCGAUCGUCGAGUCCAGUUGCCUGGAUCUGAAGCCUGGUCAGGUCCGGUCCGAGUUGUUGCUUGUGCCAAGUAUUAGUUGUGGCCCGGCUGUUUUGUCCCCUAGCAAAUCCGCAAUCCGUCCGACCUCCAGCACCGACGUGUAGUUUGGUAUCCCUGACGGACUCAGUGACAAGACUUGCUUCUUAUGCCACCUGCGUACCGUGCCACGAUAUAAUCAACGAAGAUCUACGCGUAGAUCUACGUGUCGUUCUCUGCACCGAAUAUCCCUGUCAUGUCUACCUGGUCUACCGAACAUCCGCCUGACGAUAGUCCGGGCUGGAAACGUUAUUCCGCAACGGAUGGAACGCCGUACUGGCACAAGCAGGUAUACCCGCCACCCGAGCCCCAGACGAGGCCAACAAGAGCUUCACGCCGCCGAAGAGACAGAAUGCCCUCCUCCGAGGAAGAACUCAUGGCUGGCUCGACCAUAGGCAUAGACGUUGAAACCCAAGCGUCUGCUCAGUUUGAGCACGCGGUUGGCCCAGUCUCCUAUUCUGCCCGUACUGGCGGCUGUAGUCGCGAAGGCAGGUUCGACUUGACCUCCGCCACCACACCGACGCGCAGAGUUAGUGGAGAAACAACUUCUGUACGAGCGCGGGGCAUAGACGAAUCCGGCGGCGACCUCGUCUUGCCCAGCAGUGUAUCUACAAGUAUCCCUAGCUACUUUGCUGACUCGGAGGGUACGGCAUCCAACGCUGACAACAACACGCUGAAGCUAAGAGAGGAAGAUGUCAGGUUGGACUCUCCCGGCGACAGCAGCAGCAGGCAACAACAACCUGACGGACGCGCGACCGUGCGCGUAGCUGCUUCACUGAUGCUGGAUUAUGAAAGUUCGCGUGCUGUCGAUACUGGCAGUGACGGAGGCGGAGCGUAUGGUUCGGGACAUGAUCAACAGUUUGGGAGUUGUUAUAGCUCGUUCUCGGACAACCGAGACUACAACAUUAGUAACAAUGUACCUGCUCCUCGCGAUUCUCGUCGACCUGCAGCUCACGACGGCCUAGAAGAUCGCCAAGACACGAAUGACAGUGCGUAUCGGAAUGUGAAGGCAACUCCGGCCAACAGCCGUAGUAUGCGCGCUCGCACGACAUCUGCCGUACCUUUUGCGGGUAGCCCAGCAUUUCAGACAUUCUCCGCCAAGAGUUCAGUCCAUGCAACACCAAGCGGUGGAAACGUCGCGCGGGCGUCGUCUUCCCCAGCGGGCGGUGCAGCUGUAGAGGCGAGAUACCUACAGUCACCUCGCUCCUCGACAUCACCGUCAUCAGCGUUUCGCAGUACGUCCGCUGUUCAAAAAUCACCUCAGUGUCUGAAGAGCGAGGAGCAAGCGCGCACAGCACCGUACAUGGAUAAUGGUCGACCCCCAGUUUCUUCUAGUCCUCGCUCGCACAUGCACGCGUACGACGCUGCAACGGAAGGUGAACUAAAUAUAUUAUUCGAUCCUUCGAAUCCAUCAUCCAGCAGCCGCCUUCGCCCAGUAACAGCGAUCUGGCCGCGGCAGAAUGCAGCCGAGGACGACGUAAACGAUCCGGAUCAAUUCGACCGCCACUCGGACGUGUCUUGGAACAGAGAUACUCGCUGGCCGAAUGCUGCGGGCGAGGGGUUGUCCAGUGGCACCAGUGGUAAUAGUCCGUCAUUGGAGAUUGGCGCUGAAGCUGCGUUUCCUCCGCCGCCUGCUGCAGCGAGAUUCGGAGUGACGGAGAGAGCCUUCGGCAGGAAUGCCAUCGAUGCUAUUGGCAUCAACAGCCCGCAGCUGACAGGAGCAUCUCCAGCCAACGUUCCGCUACAACCCGGUGGAACGGCGCUGUCUGCACAGAGCAUCCAGGAACGACCAGCCCGCACACGUCGCAUGGCGUGUACGUGCCCAAACUGUACCAGUGGUGUGAACAAUGUCAGCGUCAAUGCCAGGGGUGUCAAGAAGAAGAUGCAUCUUUGUCACUAUGAAGGCUGCGAUAAGCAGUAUGGCAAGACAUCUCACUUGCGCGCUCAUCUCCGCUGGCAUAGCGGGGAACGUCCGUUUGAAUGUACCUUUGCCAACUGUGGAAAGCGGUUCACACGCUCCGACGAGCUGCAGAGGCAUUCAAGAACACACACCGGCGAGAAGCGCUUUGCUUGUUCGGUCUGUGACAAGCGCUUUAUGCGUAGCGAUCAUCUGUCAAAGCACAUGAAAACGCACACCAAUCCGACUGGAAGUGGCAGAAGCGGCGGCGGCGGCGGGAACCGAAACAGUCGUGCUGCUGGUGCCUCUGCACGUCCAGUGGCUGCAGCCUCCUCGAGGGUCGGUAUGUCACGAACAACCCGGGAUGGCAAUCAUGGUGAUAGGCGAAUGGAAGUGCAUCAAUCCUCCCCCAUGCAUCAGCCGCAUGGCUUUGAGCAUGACGACGGUUACCGGGCGCAGCACAUGCCGUCUCCAGAUUAUCCAUUACAGAAUCAUCAUACUGCCCAGUAUCAACACGAACAAGACUACUAUGGUAUUGAUCACACAGCCAGUGUUGCACAGCAAGCGGAGCAGCAACAGCAGCUCCCAACUGACGGGUAUUAUCAAUACGGCCAUGAUGCACCGGCACACGUCGACUAUAAUCAGCAUGCAUCGAGUUCGCAGAUGUCAAGGCCAACUCGACUGGAUGGUGGUGACCAUCACUUGCCAGCGGCGGAUCAUGUUGACCAUCACCAGAGUGUUGGUAUGCACAGCGACAUUGCUCCACCCGACCUGCGCAUGGUGGAUGGCGACGACAGAGGUAUGAUGUCGUCCGAAAUGCCCAGCCAAGACUACUAUGCUAUCGAACAUGGUGUGUCACCCUUGAUGUCAAGUCCAGGUUACAAGGCAGAAGCUGGCCAGCAAAGCUACGCUGAUGGCAACUGGGAGGGAAACUACCAGCAGCACCAGCAGCAGCAGCAGUAUGGCAACUACUUGUAUGAGGAGAACGGAAUGCCAAUGAAUGGAGAGCCCGACGGCUUUUCUACAGCUAUGUCUCCUACAGCCUCAAGUGCGUCUGGCCACUUCCCGCCAUCAGGUAAUGAAUAUCAUUCGGCUGCUGUAGACAUUUCCCUACCACUGAUGCCCAAUAGCGUCCCGGCCAGCCAAGCUGCCAUGAUCAGCCCUCCUGGUCCCCCUGGCCCCCCUGGUCUGAUUCCACAAAGUCAGCUACACGUACAGUCUCCACUGCUGUCACCUGGUAGUGCCCCACCGCCACCUUUGCUGUCGAUGAUAGAUGUGCAAGACGCUCGUCACCCACGCUCCCGGGACUAGAUGAAUCGCCUCCAAUUGUGAACUUACAGUAGUUUGUAAGCCGCUGGCCAGUACAUGCCCGUCACGCUUACAGGACUAGACAAGCUGACUGUGUUCUAGAUUUCAUAUAGUCAGCUAGAUGCACGCUACCACUUAGGCGUAGGCUCUCGGGACUAGCCGAUUGCUGAUUGCAACCGCUGUGCGUACUAUAGCAGCCAGGGUGCUGCUUUAGCACUGUUUUAGUACGCCUAUUGCUGUUUCUACUUAGACUUUUUUGAAAUUAGCACCGGAUAUUGCCACCGGAUAUUAGCCGGUGCACCUGUUGGAUUCCCUCACUCCAUGCGCGCGCACACCCAGUAGUACCGGGGAAUUGCAACUUAUGUUACUAGCAGAUCUCAUGUGGGAUUUUCUUUUCCAGUCCACAUGUUGGUCACUCGUGUUUCCGAUGUCUUGUUCUUUUUUCAAUACGACUCCAAUUGAGCUUCUCGAAAAAUGUUUUGUUCCUUAGAAAACUAUUUUCUCAUCCUGUUGAAAUUUUUUAAGUAUGUUUGUGUGGUUGUAUUGUAUGGUCGUGUGCGGAUUGCAUUCUGUGGAGUUUAUCCUAUCGUGUCCGUUCCAGUGUUCAUAAUUUUUUAUAUUACGUAUGUUAGGUGAUUUUUUGGUUUUGACUUUUGA
Messenger RNA from Sycon ciliatum, 4144 nucleotides. RefSeq lists its product as uncharacterized. The transcript is spliced from 3 exons. The coding region runs from base 479 to 3490 and encodes 1003 amino acids. NCBI's taxonomy places the organism in Eukaryota, Metazoa, Porifera, Calcarea, Leucosolenida, Sycettidae. Gene Ontology annotation, molecular function: DNA-binding transcription factor activity, RNA polymerase II-specific; RNA polymerase II cis-regulatory region sequence-specific DNA binding. Gene Ontology annotation, biological process: regulation of transcription by RNA polymerase II. The record is from RefSeq and is a predicted model, not a curated record.